Messenger RNA from Prunus armeniaca (apricot), 1230 nucleotides. The record is from the annotation of a GenBank genome assembly. Lineage: Eukaryota; Viridiplantae; Streptophyta; Magnoliopsida; Rosales; Rosaceae.
AUGAAAAGCUUUGAAAAUGAAGAGGGAAGAGGGAAGGGGAAAAGUAAGGUAACGGGAACAAGCCGGAGAAAUGAGAAGGGCAAGAAGGAUAAGCAUGGUGAAGUGCAAAGGGGUGGCUGGAGUUUUAAAGGUUUCACGUAUGCUUUGCAGAUAUGCGUAUAUGAAUUAAUUCCUAGAAUGGCGGACCUGAAUUACUGCAAGGUUGUUGAUCCAACAGCUGUCCCACAGCAAAGAGGUUUGUCAGUUCAGUUGCGGGCGCUACGUCCGAGUGAAGAGAAAAUGAGACAACCAUAUUGGAGUUGGCCACAGGAUCGCCUUGCUGUUGUCUCGGUAGGGUCAAUUCCUUCUUCAUAUGCUGACCUUGAUGAGUUGAAUAAGGUGGUAAGCUUGUUGAGGUCCGAGUUGUUUCAAGUAAAGCGGGAAAAGGACGUCCUUGAGUUAAAGGUCAUACGGAUGGAAAAACUUUUGGACCACUGUUUAGGUCCUCAGUUUGAGCAGGAAGUAAGGAGGGACCUAGCUUUAUUGAAAGAGAUGACGAAUCGUUGUGCCAUCUCACAUCUAUUUAAGGGAAGUGAGCAAAUGGAUGACAUUCAAUGUGAUGAAGGGCCAAGUAACAGAAAUGAGGGAGAGGAAAAGGAAGAGGAGGGGAUUGAAGGGGGUGAAGAGCCAAGUAACAGAAAUGAGGGAAAGGAAAAGGAAGAGGAGGGGGUUGAAGGGGUGAAGUGCAAAGAAAACCAAGUGAGCAAGGGAGAGGAAGCGCAAAGAAAGAGCAGUGAUGGAGAGGAAGUGAAAAGAAAAAGCAGUGAUAUACUAAACGUUGUAAAUGGCAAGUAUCACAUUCAUACUUUCUUUACGGAUAAUAAAAGAAAAAAAGAGCAGUGUGAAAUCAAAGUGUACGAUUCAAUAGUUUCACUUAUUCCAUAUGAGAUCUUAAAGGAAGAACUCGCCUCGCUUUCAAUUACGAUUCCAAAUCUUCUCAACACCAUCGACUUUUAUGAAGAAGGUGUUUACGCAAACGAUUGCAGCCGAGAUUGGUGGUGUCCAUGGUCAAUAGAACGUGUGAAUGUUCCACAACAGUCUAAUCAAGGCGAUUGUGGCAUGUUCGUGUUGAAGUACAUUGAGCUUUUGAGCUCUGAGAUUCCGUUAGAUACUUGCACCUUGCAGAACAUGCCCUUUUUUCGAUUGAAGUUGGCUGCAGAGAUAUUACGGGGAGAAGUUUACAUGACAUGA